This is a messenger RNA of Fundulus heteroclitus (mummichog), 1445 nucleotides long. RefSeq names its product reticulocalbin 3, EF-hand calcium binding domain (gene rcn3). Gene Ontology annotation, cellular component: endoplasmic reticulum. NCBI's taxonomy places the organism in Eukaryota, Metazoa, Chordata, Actinopteri, Cyprinodontiformes, Fundulidae. The transcript has 8 exons. Bases 119 to 1072 code for a protein of 317 amino acids. Gene Ontology annotation, molecular function: calcium ion binding. The record is from RefSeq and is a predicted model, not a curated record.
GUUGUUAUUUAAAGAAGCAGAACGCCAACGCGGAGCUCUGUCCUGUGUGUGGCGCUGCGGUGGGAAGGAAAAGUCGCUAACUGUGUUGCUGCCAUAGAACUGUCUCCAGAAAUCAGCCAUGAUGCUGCUGAGUUCACUGGCACACGUCUACCUCCUGGCUGCUGUUGCACUUGCUGUUCCUGCUCAGGAGAAGCGUGUCCAUCACCAGGCUGACCUGAGUGACCAUGUCCAUGACGAUAGUCAGAACUACCAGUAUGACCAUGAGGCCUUUCUGGGCAAAGAAGACGCCAAGACCUUUGACCAGCUGACCCCUGAGGAGAGCAAAGACAGACUGGCAAAGAUAGUGGACCGCAUUGACUCUGACAAGGAUGGCUACAUCACCCACUCAGAGCUGCACAAAUGGAUCAAACACAGGCAGAGGAGGUACAUCGAGGAAAACGUGAACAAGCACUGGAAGGACUACGAUGCUAACAAGGAUGACAAGAUCGCCUGGGAAGAGUAUAAGAACACCACCUAUGGCUACUAUCUGGGUGAGGACUUCAAUGACAUUGAAGACAAGGACACGUAUAAAUCCAUGCUGGCUCGGGAUGAAAGACGCUUCAAGGCAGCUGACAAAGAUGGUGACGGUAUUGCCACGCGUGAGGAGUUCACUGCCUUCCUCCAUCCUGAGGAGUUCAACUAUAUGAAAGACGUGGUGGUGCAGGAGACUGUGGAGGACAUUGAUAAGAACGGUGAUGGAAAGAUCAACCUUGACGAAUAUAUUGGUGAUAUGUACACACCUGAGGACGGCGAAGCAGAGCCUGACUGGGUGCAGACCGAGAAGACACACUUUGCUGAUUUCCGAGAUAUCAACAAGGACGGCUACCUGGAUGCCGAUGAAGUGGCCAAGUGGGUUUUACCAGGAGAGGUUGACCAUGCUGACAAUGAGGCCAAGCACCUGAUCCAUGAAACAGACACAGACAAGGAUGGCCGUCUGACACUGCUGGAAGUGCUCGACAACACAGAAUACAUCAAGAUGAGCACAAUCACUGACUAUGGAGGCAUGAGGGUGGAGGAGCAUGAUGAGCUGUGAAUCUGAUUUGUAAAUACGUAUCAGUUGAAGAGACCAAUAAAACUGGCCAAUAUGAAUUAAGACAAAAAAUAACGACAACUACAGCCACAAAGCAGCUGGACACAGCUUUGGCUAUGGCUACUCUGACAGUAAAAGCCAGCCAUUAUUUUCUUCUCAUUAAACAUGAGAAGCAGGCAUUCAGUCUUCUCAAGCGACUGUCAUAACAAUGCUGCAAUGAGAAAGAGGACACUCAGGAAGUACUUUGCUUAAAAAAUCCUUAUAAUUGCUAUUUCCUUUAUUGUGUUAUUUAGACAGGCAACAGCAUUCAUUCAAAAGAAAAAAAGAAAAUACAUAGGAAGUAUAGGUCACAGGGCUGCUGCUUAAAGAAAAAAAA